GCCAACCAAAUCCUUUCUUCUCAAUUUUCUGCUUCUCAAUCUCCAUACCUCUCUGACUCAUGAAGAUUCUCUCUAUGUCUUCAUUGCUUCUAAUUUUCAAAGUCCCUCCCUUCUCUCUGUAGAAAGCUUUGACUACUCUCCUAUAUGCAUAUAUAUAUAUAUAUAUGCACUAGGCCUUCAUGAUCACAUCCCACAUAUAAUCCAAGCGUCUGUCUUGAACGUCUGGAAUUGUGGACAUGCAAUUGUGUCUGCACCCAAAAGUGAAAGUUAAAAUGUUUUCACAAAGCCAUUUUCUCUGUGUACUUCUCAUAAUAUUAGUCUCCUUUUCCUUCUCUUUUAGUAGUGACCCCGAUAACCCACUAGUUGUACAUGAUCUUCAUCGUCACCAUCGAAUACGCCGGCUUCAAUCAACUUCAGCAAUGGAUGUUACUGUAAAUGUGGAUAGCUUUGGAGCAAAAGGAGACGGAUCGGAUGAUUCCCAGGCAUUUACGGAAGCUUGGAAGAAGGCUUGUUCUUCUAAAAGUGAUGUUGAGCUCGUCGUCCCUAGGAAUAGGGUCUAUCAACUGAAGCCAAUGGAUUUCUCUGGCCCUUGCAAAUCUCAGGUCACGCUCAAGAUAUAUGGGACCAUCGAAGCCUCUGCCAAACAAUCAGAUUAUAAGGACAGCCGGCAUUGGAUUCUGUUUGCAAAUUUGACUAACUUUAGAGUUGAAGGUGGUGGCACCAUCGAUGGCAAUGGAAGGAAAUGGUGGCAAAGCUCAUGCAAAGUUGACGAAUCCCCUCAUUGCACAACCGCACCAAAUGCCGUGACUUUCUUGGGGUGCAACACUUUGGAAGUGGAUAAUUUGCGGUUCCGAGAUGCCCAAAAAAUGCAUCUAUCCUUUGAGUCGUGUGUGAAUGUAAAAGCUUCGAAUCUCAUAGUGACCGCACCAGGGGAUAGCCCUAACACAGAUGGAAUCCAUGUAUCAGCAACACAGAAUAUUGGGAUUAACAAUUGUCUCAUUAAGACAGGUGAUGACUGUAUUUCGAUAGUAAGUGGGUCAAAAAAUGUUCGAGCUGAGGAUAUAACAUGUGGACCAGGUCAUGGAAUCAGCAUUGGAAGCCUAGGAGCUGGAAAUUCACAAGCAGAGGUUUCAGAUGUGAUGGUUUCUAGAGCCAACCUUAUGGAUACCACUAAUGGAUUGCGAAUUAAGACUUGGCAGGGCGGGUCUGGAUAUGCAACAAACAUCAGAUUCAAAAAUGUGGUGAUGGCCAACGUGAGCAAUCCAAUUAUCAUAGAUCAACAUUACUGCGAUCAGGAAACACCGUGCCUAGAACAGGAUUCGGCGGUAGAAAUAAGCAAUGUGUUAUAUGAGAAUGUAAAAGGCACGAGCGCUUCAAAAGUGGCAGUGAAAUUUGACUGCAGCAAGGAAUUCAGAUGUCAAGAAAUUUUGUUAGAAGACGUAAACCUAAAACCUCUAGCCGAUGAAACUGCCCAAGCUUCGUGUGAGAAUGUCAGUUUAAACCGUAUCGGAACUGUUUCUCCAACAUGCUCUUAGUUAGUUUAACGCGUAAACAAUAAAAUUGGUUCCUGAACUUUCACCGUAUACAGUUCAGAAUCGAAACCAAAAUAUGUAGGCUUCCCUCUUCCCCUCGUGCCCGUCGGUUAAUUCCGGUGCAGCAACAAGCAAAGGCUACUGGAAAUUGCCACGCCCAUUGCUAGUCACCAGAUAUUUUACUCGUCCAUUUUUGGGUUCCUUUGUGCAUGUCAAUAUAUAUAUAUAUAUAGAGGAUUAUGUAACGUAAAAAUAAUUAGAGUUUGAACAAGAGAUCUUGUUGCAAAGAGU
Pyrus x bretschneideri (Chinese white pear) is the source of this 1823-nucleotide messenger RNA. Its product is annotated as polygalacturonase-like. The transcript has 9 exons. Bases 237 to 1535 code for a protein of 432 amino acids. Lineage: Eukaryota; Viridiplantae; Streptophyta; Magnoliopsida; Rosales; Rosaceae. The record is from RefSeq and is a predicted model, not a curated record. Gene Ontology annotation, biological process: pectin catabolic process; anther dehiscence; fruit dehiscence. Gene Ontology annotation, molecular function: polygalacturonase activity.